UCCCAGCAUAAAUGAUAUAACCGCAAGCUUCACAUAAAUAUAAUCCACACUCCACACGUUCAGUAAGUGCUCUCCAAUUCUCUCGGAAUCCAUAGAGAUGGGGAGAGCACCGUGUUGUGAGAAGUUGGGGCUGAAGAGAGGAAGAUGGACGGCUGAAGAAGAUGAAGUCUUGACCAACUACAUUCAAGCCAAAGGUGAAGGCUCUUGGAGGACUUUGCCCAAGAAUGCUGGCUUGUUAAGGUGUGGGAAGAGCUGCAGACUCAGGUGGAUAAAUUAUCUAAGGGCAGACUUGAAGAGAGGGAACAUCACUCCUGAAGAGGAAGCGACCAUUGUUAAUUUGCAUAGUGCUUUGGGUAAUAGAUGGUCUUUGAUAGCUGGACAUUUACCAGGACGAACCGAUAACGAGAUAAAGAACUACUGGAACACUCACUUAAGCAGAAAGCUUUACAGCUUCAACAGGGCCGCAAAUGAACCCUUGCCCUCCAUUAUCACUGUGGCUGCCGAACGCAAGCGAAGAGGCGGACGAGGUCGGGCGAGACGGCAGGCAGUGAAAAAGCACAAGAAGGUUCUUGACACAGCCUCAGAUAGUGUCGGAAUGUCAUCAGUAAAGGCGCCGGCUGAGAGCGUUUCCACAAGUGAGGUGGUUGAACCAGGUGGUACCACCGUAGGACAGGUUGAAAGGAGCCCAACAAUGGGCGUGCAUGGUUCUUGUCUGGACAGUACGACGAGGAUGUUAGGGCAUUGUGAGGAGAGCAAAAGUACUGUAGGCGAGUUAUGCCCUAAUAAUAUAGAAAAUGAGGCCUUGGGGCCAUAUGAAUGGCUAGAUGGUGAAAUGAUGCGACUCAGCUAUAUUCUUGAUAGUCGGGUCGUGGAUCCAAGUGGUAAGGAGCGAACAGAGAAAGAGACCGCCAGUGAAAGGGAGAGCAGUGUUCUGAGCUCAAAUGCAGCAGAUGGGGAGUGGUACAAUUGCUCUUCAUCAAUUACGUAUACUAAUUCGGGCUUUGAUGAUAAAUGGAUGGAUUGGGAUUGGGUAGCUGGUGUUGAAUCCCAUAAUCAAUGGGAAUUAUGGAAUGAAGGAGACAAGCUGUUUUCUCGUUUAUGGGGAGCUGGCAAACGUGAGGAAGAAUAGUGCCAUAAUUAAGCAACACACACCAACAACAACAAAAAGUGGAAGAAAGAUGAUCAGGUUUAGUUUUUAAUUGUAGCACUUGGAUAUGUAUGAACUUGUUUCUUUGUCCGAGUAAGUGUAUAAGUAAUUAUAAGAGCACUUCCAAAAUGCAUGCUAAUAGGAAACUGCAUGUACGUGGGAUCGGAAGCUAGCCUAAGGCUUUCGUCUGCUCAAAUUAUUAGUUCGAAUAAGCUAGGUCGUUGUAAACAUUUUAUAUUAUACUUCAUGUUACCAUGUAUUGAUGUUUUCCUA
This is a messenger RNA of Alnus glutinosa, 1420 nucleotides long. Its product is annotated as transcription factor MYB111. NCBI's taxonomy places the organism in Eukaryota, Viridiplantae, Streptophyta, Magnoliopsida, Fagales, Betulaceae. The transcript is spliced from 3 exons. The record is from RefSeq and is a predicted model, not a curated record. Bases 98 to 1129 code for a protein of 343 amino acids.